This is a messenger RNA of Ectocarpus sp. CCAP 1310/34, 887 nucleotides long. The record is from the annotation of a GenBank genome assembly. NCBI's taxonomy places the organism in Eukaryota, Phaeophyceae, Ectocarpales, Ectocarpaceae.
AUGUGGAGUUACAGCGGCGAGCAGAAGAUACAGCAGACCCCACCGCCCGAGGCUAAGCCGCCCAGCAACAGUGGGGGCUGUUUGGGGUGCUCGGCAGAGUAUACUGUCUACGGGGCCUCCGGGGGGGACGCGGAUGGAUGGCAUGUAUUGACGGACAUGCUGCAUGGCGAUGUUGUGGCCUACCGCAUGUCUCUCACACUCUAAGCAACAAGGUCUUGAGUCGACCUUCUUUCUCUUUCGGCCUCUGACGAGCUACCGCACCCAAACAGAGACCUUCGUGUUUUGUCAUGACUUGAAUAUGCCGAAGAUAGGAUACCAUCACCAGCACAUAGUCUACGUAUAAUGGUCCUUGAACGUCUGCGAACCUAAUGUAAACUUGAUUUCGCCGUACCAACCCUAAUACAACGAAGUUUAUAGUUUUGUUACCGACAGGGCAAACGACGUCAGAGGUAGAGAACGAACGACAAAACAUGUAGUCUCUGCUUCAAGUUCUUAUGAGGUUGACUUAUGGCACACUCACUCCGACAUACUCUGCGAGCACGACAAAAACGUCGGAACGACUUUUCAUGCAGGGGUCUCGAGAAACGAGCGGAUCAAGUACUGUUGCCGCCCGAUCCUGACCUAGUCUUGGGAGGCGAUUUAGACGCCAGGUGUACACAAAACCGGCACUCACUGCCAACACGGAACGUCAUGACGUUGAGAUAUAACGAUGCGACCGCGAUGACAUUGACCAUGUCUUCCUGCGUCGCCCCCGGGAGGCAAGCCACCUAACUCCCGAAGGGCACCGUUGUACAAUUGUAUAUUGCCGAUCUAGAAAUAGCCGUAGCGGGUGAUUGUGCCGCGCCCGAUCGACCAAGCAAUAGCUACGAUCGACAACACUGUGAGGU